Osmerus eperlanus (European smelt) is the source of this 2107-nucleotide messenger RNA. RefSeq names its product leucine-rich repeat-containing G-protein coupled receptor 4-like. Gene Ontology annotation, molecular function: protein binding. The record is from RefSeq and is a predicted model, not a curated record. The coding region runs from base 5 to 1936 and encodes 643 amino acids. NCBI's taxonomy places the organism in Eukaryota, Metazoa, Chordata, Actinopteri, Osmeriformes, Osmeridae. The transcript is spliced from 13 exons.
GAGCAUGAACAACCUCAGCCUUCUUCCUGCCCACGCCCUGACUCAUCUCCACUUCCUCCAGGAGCUUCGACUGGCAGGAAUCAGCUUAACAGAGAUCCCUGAAGGAACAUUCUCUGAACUUGUCAAUCUCAAAGUACUAAUGCUACAGAACAAUAAUCUUAAAGUGGUUCCUGUCGAGGCCCUGGAGAACCUCAGGAACCUCCAGUCUCUACGUUUAGAUGCCAACCACAUCGCCAGUGUCCCCACCAGGUCCUUCAAGGGCCUGACGUCCCUGCGCCAUCUGUGGCUCAAUGACAAUGCCCUCACAGAUGUGCCCACCCCUGCGCUAACCAGGGUGCCAGGGCUGCAGGCGAUGACCCUGGCUCUCAACCACAUCACCCACAUCCCUGACAGCGCCCUGGCAACCCUCAGCAGACUGGUGGUCCUGCAUCUACAGAACAACCAGAUCCUUUCACUGGGCGAACGAUGCUUCACUGGACUGCAACACCUGGAGACCCUAGAUCUGAGCUACAACCACAUACACAUGUUUCCUCCAGCCAUCAGAACCCUCCAGAACCUGAGAGAACUGACGUUUCAUAGCAACAGAAUCACAUCCAUUCCAGAGCACGCCUUUGGAGGAAACCCGGCCCUGAGAUCCCUAUACUUCCACAACAACCCCGUCCGGUCCAUCGGCAGGUCAGCCUUCCGGAACCUCUCAGAGCUGCGCACACUUGAUCUCUCCCACAACCGGAUCCAGAACCUUCCCAGCUUCUGUGGCUGUAGGAAGAUCCACACCAUUGACCUGCAUCACAACCGCAUCUUCGGACUACUGGCAGACACGUUCUGUGAGAUGUCGGAACUCAGAUCCCUGGCUGGCCGGAGGGGUGUGUUUGAUCUGUGUGAGAAGGCCAACAGCCGACACCUUCAGGAGACAGGCAGAGUGAACGACAGACAACCAGAUCUUUCUGUGGGGUUCAGAGGAGAAGCACACCCCCUGCAUGCUGCUCUCUGCUGCCCUGGUCCUGACGUGUCCUGUCUGACCCACAGUGUGUUUGGGAGCUCUCUCCAGCGAGGCGCAGCGUGGAUCUUCAUCAUCCUCUCCCUCGCCUGCAACUCCCUGGUUCUGGUGUCUCUCGGCUUCCCGUCCGCUCCCUCAUGUCCCUCCCAGCACUUACUGGGAGUCCUGGCCUGGGUGCAUCUCCUCUCCAGCGCCGCCCUAGCUGUGGUAGAUAGUAUGACCGUGGGCGGUCAAUGGUGGAAGGAAGGGACAAGCUGUGAAGUGAUGGAUUUUGUGUUGACCUUCUCCUCGGAAGCCUGCGUGUUCCUGCUCACUGCUCUGGUAGCAGAGCGAGGCCACGCCGCUCAGAGUGCAGCCGUGCUUGGACGGACCAGGAAGAGUCCGUUAUGGUCCAGGGCUGUCCGAGCGGUCUCUGCCUCAUGUUGCACCCUAGCGGGGGCUGUCGCCUCCUGGCCCCUCCUGGGCACGGCUCUGCCUCCCCCCGGACACCCCUCCAGCUCAGGCUUCUCCUCAGCCCUGGUCCUGCUCAACUCCCUCUGCUUCCUGGUCAUGGCGCUCAUCCACGCCCGCCUCUGCCGCCGCCCGGAGACGCUCGCUCCGCAGACAGGCCACGCCCACCGACGCUGCACUACCAACAUGGUGGCUUGUCUCCUCCUCACCAACGGUCUGCUCUUCCUCCCUGUGUCCCUAGCCCCCUUCAUCUCCUCUCUCAGACCCUCUCUCCUCUCCAGCCCAGAGGUUGCCAGGUUUGGAAAGGUGCUCUCCCUGCUGCCUGCCUGUGUCAACCCCUUCCUGUACAUGCUCCUCAGUCCCUGGUUUCAAGAGGAAGUGGAGAGGCGUCUGUGCUGGAGAUCGACCAGGAGGAAGAGAGCCUGCCACUCCAGCAGGGGGUGCGUGGACCUGGAGGCAGGUGACCCUGAUCAAACUCCCGUCUCCUGAUCCUAAAGGGAGAGAGGCAGCGACUCCACCAGGAAAAACAUCACUUCCGAGUCAGGCGUUAAAGGAGAGGUUCUAGGAUCAACUUACCUGGCUCUUCCGAGGACAUCAAACUAUGAACUUCUGUUAGCAUCUUGUUUCUUGUUCACAGAGCUGCUUAGGGGCACUCAGAAG